This is a messenger RNA of Plenodomus lingam JN3, 1053 nucleotides long. RefSeq lists its product as uncharacterized. Lineage: Eukaryota; Fungi; Ascomycota; Dothideomycetes; Pleosporales; Leptosphaeriaceae. The record is from RefSeq and is a predicted model, not a curated record.
AUGUUCCCAUCGCAAGACGAGACGAACGCAUAUUCCAUCGCUUCCCAAAGACCUUUAGCACCCAACACAGCUGAUGAUCAAGCUGACCGGAUUGAGCAGUCAACUGCAACUCUAGCCGUCCUCAAAGCCGAUAUUAUCAAUCUGCUGCCCCUCUAUGAUGAUGCCGUUCUUUUCACUAUAUCCUGCGACUUUAUUGCAGGCUUCAAGGGUCACAAGUGCAAGACGCUCCAUCCCUAUCAGCGAGCAUUAGCAGCUGUCUAUUUGGCCAAUCCUGCAAUCAGGCGAUUGUACGACAAGUUUGCGGAUAUGCAGACGAAAAUGAAAUCCCCAACCAUGAAUCGAACGCCGGACUUUUCGGAAUGUGAGAGAAUGGGCAAGGUUGGAAGACUCAAGAAAUGGUCAGCAGAAAGGGGCCCCGAACAUAGCGGCGGUGACGACCCAGCUCCAUGGUUUUUGGCAGGGACCGAAGUGCAGAAUCCUGGUCUUUUCCCCAUCCAUCGCAUCCAAAACCUGCGUCAUAGGAGUCCGUCUGCCAACAUCUUCGCAAUGCAGAGUUGGCAUGAUGUGCUCGAUAACGAAGUGAUGGUGAUUGCUAAGAUGAUCAACGGGGAAUACACAGAUAUCAUCAUCAACGAUCAACGCCACAUUGCUGCGCUGGGACUAGACAAAGACCCUCACGAUAGAAUAGAACUCAAACAAGAAAUAUUCAGAAUCGGCGAAACAUUCACCAUCACCGCAUGCGACAAACGGAAUCCAAAAGAUAUGAACGGUGAUUUCAUCGGUGAAUUGAAGUCCGCUCGACAUGCAUAUUUGCACUGGCUUGAUGCACGGAACGAUGUAGACCCGCAUCCUGCACCCUAUCGGACAGAGAUUAAUAUUUUGGCGGAAAGGCUUGGGCGACAGCGCAAAGAUGUGUGGGAUGAAGUGAACGAGUACUGGGACUUGGAGCAGGGCGAAGACGGGCAGCGGUAUUGGAGGAACAGGAAGCUAUAUCUGGGGGAAGACCCAAGAUAUUCUGGCCCCAAGAGCAAGUUACCGAUGAUGUGGGGAUAG